This is a messenger RNA of Chelmon rostratus (copperband butterflyfish), 1955 nucleotides long. Its product is annotated as transmembrane protein 151A. Lineage: Eukaryota; Metazoa; Chordata; Actinopteri; Chaetodontiformes; Chaetodontidae. The coding region runs from base 42 to 1955 and encodes 637 amino acids. The transcript has 7 exons. The record is from RefSeq and is a predicted model, not a curated record.
UGUGCCCGGUUCUAAGGAAGGAAGGAGUGGCAAGAGGGAAAAUGCAGACGGAGGAGGAGACGACCACCGCAGAAGAGCCCAUUUUGGAGGAAGGGUCAGGACGAGAGCAGCAACGGCCAGUCCAACAGUCUCUGGCCUCCUCUCUGUGUCGGGAGUCCCAUUGGAAGUGCCUCCUCCUGACCCUCCUCAUGUACGGCUGCUUUGCCACGCUCGCCUGGUGCGCUCUCUGUCGCGUACCCGUUCUCGGCUCCUCCUCCAUUCCCAUUGGUGCUGACGACGACGCCACCUCGGCAGCCUACUAUAAUGACAUCCUGCACUUGGAGAGUCCGUGCUCUAGCGGCUACGUCUACAUCCCCCUGGCCUUCCUGGCUAUGUUGUAUGUGGUUUACUUGGUGGAGUGCUGGCACUGCUUCUCCAAGACGGCAAUGUUGGCUCACGCAGAAUUCCAGGAAGUGUACGAGCGUGUGCAGAGACUUCAGCAGGCCACGCCCUGCAUUUGGUGGAAGGCCAUCAGCUAUCAUUACGUGAGGAGGACCAGACAGGUGACCAGAUACCGCAACGGAGAUGCAUAUACGACCACGCAGGUCUACCAUGAGCGGGUGAACACUCAUGCUUCCAGUUCAGAGUUUGACUACGCCCGCUAUGGUGUCAAAGACGUAUCAAAAGAGCUGCUGGACCUGCAGCUGCACCCUGCUGUUCGCCUCCGUUUCACCAAGUGUUUCAGCUUCUCAAGUGCACGAGCUGAAGCUGCCUACCUCACCCAGCGAGCGCGCUUCUUCGGGGAGAAUGAGGGGCUUGACGACUACAUGGAGGCCAGGGAGGGAAUGCACCUGAAGAACGUGGAUUUCCGUGAACACAUCCUGGCGUUCCCAGAUCCUGCGCAUCAGCCGUGGUUUUCUAGGCACAGGGUGUUCUGGCUGGCGUCUGCUUUCCUCCUGUCCUGGCCACUGAGGGUUGUGUCAGAAUAUCGCACAGCAUAUGUCCACUACCAUGUGGAGAAGCUGUUCGGGGAGGACGAGGAUAGUGGCGGAGGUGGUGGUGGAGGAGGGCCGGGUGGAAGAGGGGAUGGGGUUGAAGGAGGGACUGAGAAUGGAAUCCACCCGGGAGGAAUUGGGAUUGGAAUCGGUCUAAAUGGGACAAGUUACAGAGCAAUCUCUCGGGUCAACACGGUGGAUAUGACAGAAUUGGAGUGGCACAUCCGCUGUAACCAACAGAUGGUGCCAAGCUACUCUGAAGCCCUCCUAAUGGACAUGGACACAAGUGGGGGGUCCAACCCCACCGCCUCUACGCCCAUCUCUGGGCCUCCAUGCACCACCCCCAACCAGGGGACCAACCCGCCCCCCCUGGCUCUGCCUGUGGUGUUCAAUUCGGCUUACCUCCUCCAGAGCUGCCCCCGAUGCAGGAGGACCACGUCGAGUUCCAGUCUUCCCUCCAGGCUAAGGGCCCCGAUGGGAACCACAGCCCUCCUGAACGCUACCGUGGCAGGGAUCAGGGCAGCAGGGCCGGGAGGCGGGGGUAUAGGAGGAAGGCUGGUGCUCAGCCGGAGCGGAUUCUCUCUAGGGAGACUUGGAGGAGGGCGCCAGAACAGCCUGUUUCACUCAAGAAGCAUGGGAGGGGGGCUGGGAGGGAGUAGGGAAGAUGGAGGAGGAAGUGGAGGAGGAUUCCUAGGGUUAGGCUCGAGACAAGACAACGAGGAGACCAGAGGAGUGCUAGAAGGAGAAGGGGAUGACGACGAGGAAGAGGAGCAGGAGGAUGAGGUGAGAAGAAGGGAAGACAGGGGAAGAGGAGGCAGAGAGAGGGACGAAGAAGCGGAGCCGGACAGCGGAGGGGGAGGCGAGGGGAGGGAGGGCGACGGGGGAGGGAGGGAUCGUCCUCCAUCCUACCAGGACGCGUUCUUCUUUCCCGUCCUCAUUAUACACGGCGAGGAGAGCUGCCAUGCUGGAGACGACAUGUGA